Molecule: messenger RNA, 19803 nt
Organism: Trichoderma aggressivum f. europaeum
Lineage: Eukaryota; Fungi; Ascomycota; Sordariomycetes; Hypocreales; Hypocreaceae
Exons: 5
Coding region: 1-19803 (6600 amino acids)
Biological process (GO): amino acid activation for nonribosomal peptide biosynthetic process; secondary metabolite biosynthetic process
Cellular component (GO): cytoplasm
Molecular function (GO): phosphopantetheine binding; catalytic activity
Source: RefSeq, a predicted model, not a curated record
AUGUAUUCAACAAUAACAGACAAAAAUGCGGCUUUGACGUCCGACCUCUGCAUCAACAGUCUUUUCACUGUCGUUGCAUCGCAAUAUGGCAACAGCCUUGCCAUUAACUUCGAAAAUGUGGAUAGACUGACUUAUAGACAGGUAAGUCAAUAUGUUAGCCUCCUUGCUGACGAUCUCAAAUAUCAUAUUUCGCAUGGACAACUCGUCGCCGUCCUUCUUCCGCGAUCACCGGCCCAAGUAAUUGCCAUCCUGGCCAUCCUCAAACUGGGUGCUGUUUAUGUUCCAAUCAAUCCAGAGCUACCCACAGCCCGGGUUGGGAGCUUGAUAUCCUCGGUGCCUAUUGAAAUUUCCAUUUGCCUUGCGGAAACUGAACAUCAAUUGCCGCACAAAGUACUGCCAUUGACGCUCAGCGGCAAAUAUGGACACGAAUCCAGGCUGAAGUUCCCCAGCAGCCACCGGGACACAAAGAAUCGGCUGCGAAUUACAUCAGACGACCUUGCCACGGUUCUCUUUACUUCGGGCAGCACAGGGCAGCCCAAGGCCGUCAAGCUGACACACAAGAAUUUGAUUCCACAAGCUAAAUUCUUGGCGAGAGAGUUGGGUUUGGAUAGUUCAAGAUCUGUAUUUCAAUUCUCAUCUUGCUCUUUUGACGUUCAUCUGCUUGACAUUCUGUCGGCUCUCCUCUCAGGAGCGGAACUUCACCAAGCGUCUCAGAGCGCUAUUUUAACAGAUCUUGAAGGACAAAUUAUGAGCUUCAACUCAGACACUAUUCAAUUAACCCCGAGUGUUAUCUCGACAUUGCAGCCACACAACAUUCCAUCCCUCAGAUACAUGGUUACUUGUGGAGAGGCAUGUACGGAAGAGAUUGUCAACACCUGGGGCCCUUGUGAAGCUCCUACGACGAGCGUAAAAAGGCUACGGCCUGGAACAUCGCCUAGUUGUGUUGGAAAACCUCCGUCAUAUGCAAAUAUUGCCGUGGUCAACGAGAGAGGACAAUCUCUUCCCUCAGGCCAUGUUGGUGAAGUCCUGGCAUAUGGCGAGACUGUCUCCCAAGGAUACUUCAAUGGCGAAGUGCAGGAGAAAUUUAUGCGCACAGUACAGUCUACUACGGGCGCGACACCAUCAAGUGGAUGGUAUGCAACUGGGGAUUUUGGGCUUAUCGAUGAUAUUGGAGAGCUGCACCUGCGUGGAAGAGCCGAUGAUCAAAUUAAAAUUAGUGGACAGCGUAUCGAACUUGGAGACAUUCAUCAGGUCAUCCAGGGAAUCCCCGGCUGCGGACGUUGUGUGGUACUUGCUCAUACUAUUAACCAGCGUGCUGGUCUCUAUGCAGUAGUAUCCACCGAUCCUGCAUUUGGCCAGCCAGGAAACAAGAUUGUGAUAGCAGAUGGACAUGGCAGCCUCAGAAAGGAGAUCUUCGCUUCUUGCAGAGCCAACUUACCUGCUUAUAUGGUCCCACAAGUCAUAACUGUCAAGUCGCUCCCCCGAAAUGUCAACGGUAAGGUCGACGUUAGCCAAAUUCGGACCUUCUUGAGCUCUCGUCAUACUUUGGAUGAAAUGAGGCUUGACAAGUCGGAGCAACUGUCAGAGUAUGGCCACCAAGUCGCCAGUAUCAUCCGGAAGCGACUGCAACAGCUUGUUCCCUCAAAAGACGACCUCCUAGAAUGGGGAUUUAAUUCUAUGGACGCUGUCUGGGUUAUCAAGGAGUUGCAUGAAAAGACUGGCCACCGAGUCUCUAUCACCGAGUUGCUGAGCCACCCCACGAUUGAGUCAAUUGCAAACCAGAUGGAAUCAGUUUCUGGGGUCUGCACCUCUCACGCCAGUGAGCCUAUGCCAACAAAUGUGUAUGUUGCUUCACCGGGACAGCAUAGUUUAUUCCGAGCGACAAAGGUGUUCGGGAACAAGGUGUACACCUGCAAAGUUGCCCAUGAGAUUGUGGGAGGCUUAGACCCGAGCCGAUUUUUGGAUUGCCUUGCGGAAAAAUAUGCUCAACAUGCGAUAUUCAACACGUCUUUUGUUGAAGACGAAACAGGGUUCAAAGAAGGAAAUAUCAUUGCUCGAGUGAAGCAAGAUACUUGCAACAAACCUCGUGUGUCAUUCUUUCCCUUCGAGCAGUCGCGCCGUGCUCAUUCUUCCGCCACAUCGACUGGCGUUUCUUUGCUGGAGGCUGUAUAUGACUGGGAAAUGAGCCAAGAAACAGACUUGGACAUUGAAGAAGGACCCAUUGCAAGCGCUGCUCUUUAUCAGACUGAUAGAGAUGCCAAUCAAUGGCUUGUAAUACUUACAUUUCACCAUAUGGUGAUUGAUGAGUAUUCGAGCAAUACUUUCUGGUCUGAACUUAUAGAUCUGUACCAAGCAAAAGAACCGACAGCCAUGGUAACUCCGACCAAACGAUUGGACUAUAGCCAAUACGCCACUUUUUACCGAGCCAUACUCGAGUCGCGUGGGACUUCCGACGGCGAGUGGUGGCGUGACGCGUUUCGAGGCUACAGGCCACAGCCGCUGUUUCAAGAUGCCAUUGGAAACCACAGCGAACGUUUAUCCGGAUACGAUGUCGCAGCAGAUAUUUAUUGGAAAACACUACCUAAAAUGGAAGCAACUAGACUGGCAGCGCGAAGGGGGAACACCGCCAAUACUUUUGGUGCCUGGCUGUCACUUGCGCAGCUAUUUCUAUCUCGGGUCACAGGAAAAACGGAAUACUUGCUCGGUGUCCCAACAUCAACUCGGUCCGUUGAUCCUCGCUUUGUUAGUGUUAUGGGCUAUUGUAUGACACUUGCGGUUCUCCCCGUCUCUCUCGAUUUGGACCAAGAGAGUUUGACAUUCGAGGCAGCCACGCUGGAAAAGUACCGCCAAUGCGUCGCCCAUGACCAGCGAGUUGAAGAUAUCUUGAGUUGGUUUGCCGAGGAGAAUCAGACAGAAAAUACAGCCAACAUAGACGCACUGUUCGUUUAUCACGACCCGUUGGAUUCCUCUCUUGACUUGGGAAAUUCAGGUCUUGACUACAAGAAACUUGCCGAUGCAACCGGUGGGAGCCACUAUCGUCUUAUCCUGCAUUUGGACAAUUCAGGGCCCUCUAUCAAGGUCGGCUUUGAAUACCAAACAGAGGCAUUCGGCGUAAAGUUUAUUGAAGCUUUGGCACAGGCCUUUACAGAGUUGGUGGUUGAGUUGUCGUGCUGCGAUGAGCGGCGCUCAGUCGGGGAAAUCGUCUCAACAGCGCCGUCUCAGGCUCUUCAGUUUGCAGUGGAAGCUUCAACAAGACAAGCUGGGCUAGUGCUACAAAAGCUCAGGAGACGAGGCGAGAAUCUCAACAUCUUAGACCAUAUUUACAUGACUGCGUCAGUAAACCAAAGUGCAAUUGCAAUUGCGACGGCUGAGCGGAAUGUGACUUAUCGGCAACUUCUUGAGUGGGUAUCGGGAGUUGCAAAUAAGCUGCGCAGAGAAGGAGUCAAGACUGGCGACAUUGUUGUCUUAUUUAUGGAUAAAAGUGUCGAAUACUUGGUUUCCAUACUCGCUCUUAUUCAUGUCGGUGCUUGCUUUGUACCCCUCGAUAUUACAAGCACACUGGCCGUGAAUAACUCGAAGCUAGCUAUUCUUACCCCUACACUGAUACUUACUCGUCGACAUGUAAAUGGUGCUGUUUACGAAGACGAGGUUUAUUAUCGAAAACUCGACGCGUCAUCAAUUAGGCGCAUCGCCAUAUCAGCGCCUCCUCAGGUUGACCAGCCUCAUCGCCAUGUCCACGAAGCAAAGACAUCCACAGCAGAGCUGUCAGCUGAUGCAUACAUUGCUUUUACUUCUGGCUCUACAGCUGAACCAAAAUGCUUUCGCAUAUCACAUCGUGCCCUGGUAUCCUCUAUAUGUAGCCAGAUUGAGGCUCUCAACAUCUCAACCGGACAUAGGGUGGCCAUGCUCACCAGCCUUGCGUUCGAUGUUUCUUUAAUGGAGAUAUUCUGUACCUUUGUUGCAGGUUCGACACUGGUUGUGGCUCCUCACGAUCAAUUUAUUACUUCACUCGCAGUUACUUUGAGGAAUAUGGCCGUAACUCACGCUAUCGCUACGCCCACGAUGAUUACUGCUAUUGAUUUACCAUCAGAGGUACCCUCGUUGCAGUCUAUAAUCCUUGGAGGAGAACCGAUCCCAAGUGUUCUGUACGAACGAUGGUGGGGGACUGUGGACAUCCGAAUCUCGUAUGGACCGGCUGAAACAACGAUUGCCACCCACGACUUCAUCGUUACGACGAAACCGACGACCAAUUCUUGCAAUAUCGGCAGGCCGUCCCCAUCCGUGCGGGCCUUUGUUUUGGAUGCGCAAUACAACCCUGUUCUCCCUGGAAUUCCAGGACGUUUAUUUGUUGGGGCAGCGGAAGACGGUAAAUAUGAUCAGCUAACGUCUGGUUAUAUCUCGCCGCCCUCUGCUAAUAAGCGUCUGGUGAACCAUCCAACUUUGGGCAGACUCUAUGACACUGGCGACAUUGUACGAUACGACCUCCAAGGGAUAUUCACCCUAAUCGGUCGUACUGAUGACCAGGUUAAGAUAUCAGGAGUUCGAUUCAAUAUCGGCGAUGUUGAAAAGACCAUCGAUGUGUUCGUGGGUGCUCGACGGAGAUGUGCAGUGGUCAUCUCUGAGACUCAGCCUGGCAAUAGAGCUCUAACAUGUUUCAUCGAGUUUUCUGACACAAAUGAUUCGAUUACAAUCCCAUCGGAGCGCCACGCUACAAUAACCUCUAAUAUCCUGUUUCUCAACAAUACUCGAUGCGAAGAAUUGGCCGCGCUGCGUGAUCGGGUGUCUGAAGCGCUCCCGGCUGCCAUGAUCCCCAAAUACUGGAUCCCAGUCAAGGAAUUGCCCGUGUCUCGUACGGGAAAGAUUGAUAGGCGUCGAUUAAAUGAGGAAAUGGCAUCCGCUCAUGGCCAGGACACAAACAUCGAAGCAUAUAGCAGCCUCAUAACCCAAAUUUCUCAUCUUCAAGAAGCUAGAGAUGACGGGGAAGUCAUUAAGAGCUCCCAAAGCCUGCAAUGCUCAGCCAGCGGACCUGGUUCAUCUUACAGAGAGAGACUGAACGAUGAAUUAAUGCAAUCUCUCAUCAUCGCCUGGACGGAGAUUUUACCCAUCGAUGAGACACAAGUUGACAUUCAUAGGUCAUUCUUCAAGACGGGCGGUGACAGCGUAUCAGCUAUUCGUUUCUGCGCCCGAGCGCGGAAAUUAGGCAUUCGAGGCUGUACUGUGGCGAAGAUGCGAUCCAAUCCCAGCCUCUCACAACUUCACGAUGUCCUUGCUUAUGAUAACUCUUCUCUGCUGUCAAAUAUGCCAUCAUCGGAUGACGAACCGACGGAUGAAGCUUCCGGUCUCACACCGCCCUCUUCGAUGCCCUCUACUCCAGCAAGUUCAGGAUACUCAUUUGUGAAAUUGCCUGGAGCUACAGAUUUCACUGCUCUCAGUAUAUCCGGACAAUCUACCCCCACUACUGGUGUUGACGAUGAGGAAUUUACUGGCAUGUUUCGGCAUGUCGAAUCCUUUAUGGAUACUUCAGAGCUCGCACAACAAAUUGCAGCAGCAGGUAUCAACGAGAGCGAGGUGGACGUUGUAUAUCCGCCCACUGCCAUGCAGUCGUCCAUGGUUCAGCAGUCUUUAUUAGACUCCAAUUCAGGCGUUUAUCAUAGUCAACCUAUCCUCCACCUCGAAGGAUCACUACAAGAGAGCAAAUUGAAAAAAGCGUGGAGUGCGGUAUGCAAUGCCAAUCCUUCACUCCGCACCAUUUUUGUGCCCUUGGAACGUGGCCAUGUACCAGGAGUGGCAUAUUUGGCGGUGGAGUUUAAGCAAAACGCAUGCACUCCUUUAUUCGAAAGCCAUCGGCUUCUCCUCCCGUCGCCGGAAAUGCUUGAGGACCUAUUGGAUCAUGAUAGAGAGGUGGGAAUCGGAGCCACUACCAACGUUCACAAAAUGACCCUAGUUGAGAGAGGCCCCUCCGAGUAUACGCUCAUCUUUACAUGCCAUCACGCCGUUUUCGAUGGUUGGAGCACAACUACCCUGUUGAAGCAACUUGGCAAGGCCUAUUCGGGAACUUUGCCGCUGAAAACCAGCAAAUCCAAUGCUGAAUACUUCACACAGCAACUGACGCGUGAUAGGGGCGCGUUAGAGGGCCUAUGGAGACAAUACCUUGCAGGGGUUCAGUUGCCGCAACUUCUACCGCGAGAACAUGUUAUCGAAAGGCCAUCACACAAACGAAUAGAAGCAACUCUUCAAACUGCUCUUUUGAGCAGCGAUUUUCAAGCACGCGCUGAAGCUUUUGGUGUGACCCCUUUUACUAUCGUACAAUUGGCUUUUGCGCUUGCUCUUGAAAGCUCUUGGAUUGACCACAAGUCGCCUACCCGUGUCGGAUUUUGGACCGUUACCAGCGGAAGGGCACAUAUGGUAGACGACAUCAAUGCGAUUGGAAAUUUCUUGAACACAAUUCCAUGCGUUGUGGCUCUUUCUUCGACUACUAGCCUUCACAAAUGCCUCCAAAAUACGUAUAAGAUGUUUACCAAAAUGUCAGAGCACGACUGUGUUUCUACACCGGACAUUUUGCGCUGUUUUGAGAAGCCCGGAUGCGACAUCGAUGGGCUUCUGGUGUUUGAGAAUCAUCCGGAUGCUAGCGAGCCACAACUCCAUUUUGGCAGCAACAUUCGGCUUAAUUCAGUAGAUGGACGAGAAGUAUCAAGUCUUCCAUUCGUUGUUGUUGUCGAGCCUGGACAGGCUGAAGUCAAGAUUAUUGCCAAGUUUGAUGAGGCGCGGCAUCACUCUGGCUCCGUUAGACGGGUUCUUGAUCGAUUCUCCACCAUAUUGAGCAACAUUGUUUCACAGCCAACUCUCGAUGAAUGCAGCCUGUCUAGUAUAAGCUGCGAUUAUCAUCAUUCAGAGAAACAAGCGGCCUUGCAACAAGCAGCGGAUUUGAGCCAGCAGUCUACACCACAAGAGACUCUGGUGUCACUUUUUCGCCAGUGUGUCGCUAAACACGGGCAACGCAAAGCAUUAGCAACUAACUCGUCGUGGUUGACUUUUGCCGAGUUGGAUGUUCUUACUGACAAGCUGGCUAUCUACCUCUCGGCUCAAGACAAAAGCAAUUCCAAAGUUGUCCCGAUUGUUCUUGAGAAGACCCCAUGGAUGGUCAUUGCCAUGCUUGCGGUCUUGAAGAGUGGGCGUGCCUACUGCCCGCUUGAGUUCGACGCACCAAGCCACAGGAUAUCUUUUGCGAUCAAGAGGCUCGGCGCAGGCUUGAUCAUCACAAAUGAGAACGGAUUCCCAAAAUUGGCGAGCCUAGCCACCUGGGGUCAUCCACAAAUUCUCGUGAUUGACAACAUCCAAACUCUGCUGGCUAACGCUGAGACUCGCACUUGUAGAGAUGCGGUAUCUUUGCUGCCUACAUUACAUCCCGAUAUGGCAUGUUACGUAAUGUUCACAUCUGGAAGCACCAGUAGCCCAAAGGCGUGUACACUCACACACGGUGCUGUUGCUAGCGCAGUUCAAGCGGUUCAGCGGCUGUAUAACUUUGAACCAUCGUCUCGCAUCUUGCUAUUUGCAAACUAUGUCUUUGAUGCGAGCGCGAUAGAUAUCUGGGGCUCUCUCUCUUCGGGUUCUUGCCUCUUUCUCCUCCACGACGAUGAACUGAAAUCCGACCUUGUUGGGCACAUGGACCGUCUCCAGAUUAAUUGGAUUCAUCUCACCCCAACAGUCCUCCGAACUAUAUCGCCGGAUCAAGUACCAAGCCUCAAGACUAUCAUUGUUGGAGGAGAAAUGAUGGUUCCAGAUCUCCUCAACACCUGGGCGAAGCAAGUUGAGAUUGUUGCUGCAUACGGUCCAACAGAAGCGGCAAUUCAAGUCCUUACUUUCCUCCCGAGUCGUUACCCUAUCGACGAAAUUUCUUAUACAGCCCUCCCAGGGAAUUUGGUGGUGGUUGUCAACGAACGCCGCGAAAUCUGCCACAUGAAUGAGCCUGGUGAGAUUGUGAUUGCUGGGAAACAGCUUUUCGCCGGGUAUGAAGGCAAUGGCCUCGCCACCCAGGCGGCUCUUACGACGAUCCAUGGGUUUGGUGACUUUAAGUUCUACAAAACAGGAGAUCGCGCGUAUUAUUCUCACAUGGGAGAAGACGGGAAGCCACAUAUACGCAUCCUUGGCCGCAUAGACCAUCAAAUGAAGGUUUCGGGCAUGAGAAUAGCGCCUGAAGAAAUUGAGGAAGUUCUGCACGCAGACCCGGAUGUUGUAUGUUCUGCUGUUGUCACAGGCCAUGGAAGGUCUAUAGACGCGCUGGUCGUUGGCCGGGACACCAAUCUCAAUAUGAGCCGGCUCAUGGCCUUGUGUCGAGAGAGACUUCCCGAGCGGUUGCGCCCGGUAAUCCACCAAGUGAAAGAGAUUCCUCUCCUAGCAAGCCGCAAAGUUGAUCGAAAAGGACUGUCAACUCUUCUGAACAACAUUAUUGCAUCGAAGCCUGGCGGCCAUAACUCAAGCAAUGUGUCUCAAAAUGAUUCAGCAACGAUAUCCGCGGUUAGUGCCAUCAUUGAAAAUGUGCUUGGGACAAAGGUGCUCGAUGUAAAUGCGCCAUUGGCAAAUUUGGGAUUGGAUUCACUCGGUUUCAUGCGACUUAAGCAUUUACUAUGCACCAAGUUUCAUCUUCCUGAUUUAACAUAUCGUCAGCUACGCAGCACCGCCACGGCAGCCGGAAUUGCCAAUCUAGUUGGCGUAGAUUCACCGUUGGCCGUCUCAUCUGACCACGAAGUUGUCAGUAUGACCACAGACGAGGAAAACGUAUCGCCGACCCGGGCCUUGAAUGAAAAGUCUAUGACAACGUUCAAUAAGCGUACUGGCAGAUUUUUAGCCCUUCCGAGUCAAUUGGCUAUGUGGGUAGCUCAGGAGCGCUUACAAGAUACGACCUACAAUGUUCAGCGGGUAUGGCGAUUCGAAGAUGUCACUGCAGACUCCCUGUUAUCUGGACUCCUGGAUGUUGUAAACCGCCUUGAGAUGUUCAGGACGACAUUCGAGUUUGAUCUCUCUGCAGGGAAGCUGUACCAGGCCGUUCGUGAUGAGAUUCUCGUUGCGGUACAAAUUUCUCGGAUUUCGCAGAUCGACAUGGAUGACUUACGAGCAAGGUUUAUACCACAUAACUGUGCAACGAUUGACCUAAGAAAUGGUCCUCUGGCAGUAUUCCAUCUCAUAGCGGAUGGCAGGACAGUAGUCCUUCACUCAACAAUACACCACAUUAUUGUGGAUGAGUUUACUAGCAUCCAGCUGUUUAAUCUCAUCAGACGCGCCAGUAGAGGCAGUUCCGACUCGUGCGCCUUUGAAGGAGCUUCUUCCAUCGCUCUUUACGCUGCUGAACUCGCCAACCGUCACGACGAAAACCACCUUAACGAAUGGAAGCAGCGAAUGUCUGGAGCUGUAGGUAUUGAUACGGAACCUCGCUCUGAGGGCUCCUACGAUCAGCUAAGCUAUACACAAUCCGAUGAUGUUACCACCAUAAUCCCUAUUUCAAGUCGUGGGAUGUUGCCACCUCAUCUCUGUCGGAACGUAUUGAGCAAUCUCACUCAUACAGCAUUCCUACGCAGUCGGCUAGGUAGUGAAGAUUCCCUUGAGGACUUCACGAAGCAGAUCCGCGAAGGAGUGGAUUUUGCCUUGGAAUCAGACAUGGCUAUCAACAGAGUGGCUUCUGCUUGUGGCCUGGACACAGCCAAUUUCAUGAUUCAAUUUAUCAUGCACGAUGCUCAGUCAUAUGAUGAUAUGUCAUCUGAUAUGACUGAUAUGACUUUGGACCUCAUCACUUCAGAAAAACCGAUGUUUGACCUCAUGUGGCAUGUUUUUGCUCAUAAAGAUUGUUUGGAUGUCUUGGUUGAAUUCAAUGAGCAGAAGUAUGACAAAGACGAUAUUAAAGUUCUGGUACAGGCAUGGGAGAAAGUCAUCGACAAGCGUGAUGGCACGGGUGGUCAAUCUAUAUCUUCGAUAUUGUCCACCAUAAUCCCCGAGGACUCACUUUUCAAGAAAAAUGUUUCCAACACAAAGUUGACAAAGCAAUCAUGCGAGCUUCAAGUUCCACCUGUUUCGGAUCUUACGCCAAGCAUCGAACACAGAACCACUUCAAUGCCCGUCGACAUCUCUGGUGGGCUCAAUCAGCGCGCUAUAGAGCUGCAGUCACUCGUCACGGAUUCGCUAUGUAGAGCUUUAGGCGUUGCAGUUGUCGACCGCGAUCAAAACCUUCGCGAAAUUGGCCUCGAUUCAUUCGCUGCAAUGUCAUUUAUCGCCAAUAUACUUCGCGUCGAGCCAGAGUUGGAAAUCAGCUUGCGCGACAUCACCUCAUGCCCAUCGAUUCGACUGCUAGUUGACACUCUCGCCCGAAAAGAUGGCCUACAGUCAAAGUGUGAUAAAGCCAAAGCGAGAUUCGAGUCAUUAAUAAGAGAGUCUUUAUGCAAAUCUUUAGGCAUCGCGUCGAUUGACGACCAAAGCGGCUUGCGUGAGCUUGGCCUGGAUUCUUUUUCAUGUAUGGCAUUCAUGGCCGAUAUGAUAAGGCACGAGCCAGACAUCAGUGUCAGCAUGCGCGACGUUAUGAGCUGCCCUACGAUGGAAUCACUUGUUGAGCAUUUCGCUGAUAGAGCUUUGUCAGAGACUUGCGACAAUGAGUCUGACGACGGAAGCUAUGUGGCAUUGGGAAAAGAGAUGCUCCAACGCCCACAACAAGGUUUGGCAAGCUCAAUGCAAAAAAGAUUCUAUCUACUCCAAGAACAGCUCGGAGACUCAACUUACAGUCUGCCAAGUGCAUAUCGUGUUCAUGGUGUCAGUCUAUCUCGCGUUAUUGCGGCUCUCCAAGAUAUUGUGACUGAGCACGACAUUUUCAGAACACACUUUGACUUCACAGAUGAAAGUGAGCUACUUCAAAUUGUUGAUGGAUCAGAGCGCUUGGAAUAUACCAUUCAUGAUCUUAGCAACCAUAGCGAUAAGACAGCCGCUGAAGAGGUUACCAGGAUUAGUCGCGAAGAAUGCAUGCGGGAGUUCAAUCUUGCCGAAGGUCAUCUUGUGCGAUGCACCGCUAUUAUUCUCCCCAACGGCGAACAGUAUAUAAUCAUCAAUUUUCACCAUUGCGUCGCUGAUGAACAAACUAUCACCGGCGUGUGGGAAGAGCUGUGUUCUGUUGUGACAGGCAAAUCUUGUUCCAAGGAGACGGCCAACGUCGACGCUGGCUCGUACGUCGACUUUUCCACUCGACACCAUGAGAUGCUCAAAUCCAACAAGCUUGCAGAAGCCCAAAAAUUCUUUCAGAAAUUGCUCGUUGAUCCUGAGAAGUUGCAUGGACUCUCUCUGAGACCAGGAUCAGAAUCAGAGAGCUAUCCAGAUGCUGUUACAAUCAACCGAGGUGCGAUUUUCGACUACGAUCCAGUGCAGUGGGCUUACAAGUCCGGGUCGACUCCUUUUGCUGCUUAUUUGUUUGCUUUCCAACUUCUUCUCAGUUUCAAGUCAGGCACCGAGGGGUCAUCCGUUUUAAUCCCCGCCACUUGCCGAGGACCUCGGGAGCAGAACUUGUACGGAUGCUUCAUCAACACGCUUCCAGUAAGAUUCACAAAACUGGCGGGCACAUGCUCCGUAGGCGAAACUCUGCAAGGCUUCCAGGAUUGCCUUGCCAAGAUUCUUGAAUACUCCGAUAUCCCAUUCGAAAGAGUUUUGGAGUCCAUAGGCUGGGGAGCAAAUGAUUUCGAUACGCUUUUCACGUAUCAUAAUGUACCGGUCGGAGCACGAGAAAAGGCCAGAACAAUUGAACCUUGCAAGGGAAUUCUCCCGGAAGUACUACCUGGUAUCUCUGCAAAAUUCCCGUUGGCUUUCACUAUCACAAGAGAAAUGACAAAGAACGGGAGGUCAAAAUUGGACAUGAGCGUUGAGUUCAAUCCAGCUCGCAUUUCCGAAGUCGAAGUCUUGGAGAUAUGCAAGGAAUACGAGUGUCUCUUGCGCCAUAUCCAAAAGCUCGGACCAUAUGCUUCCUUGAACGAUAUUGAAGGUACUUACACUGAUCCAAAUACCUUUACUCAUCUGAGGGUUGCCACAGAUGGGACGACUAGCGAGAGCGAAUCCCACAAGGAUACCAACGUGACUCAGAGAGACUCUCGGUCUGAACUGCAGUCUGUCUCAAAGGUCCCUUCUUGGUUCCAUGGCACGCCUAAUCCCAUAGUGGAGACAACCCCGUUUGCCGACGUUCAGAUCAUUGACCAAGCUAGAUCCCGGCCUUCCGCCACUGCUAUGAUUUUCGAGAACGAAACCUCGAUAACAUACAAGGAGAUGGCAGAUAUGAUAUCGGGCUUGGCUAGCUUCCUAUCGACGCGUAUUGGCCCUCAGAACAUGCUGAACCAGGCUAUCUGUAUUGUGGGCGAUGCGUCUAUUGAACGAAUAAUCACAAUCUUGGCGAUUAUGACAGCUGGUGGUGCUUACGUACCCAUCGAACUGAACAAUCCAAUUGACUGGAACCUCACCAUCAUAGCAGACUGUGAGCCAGCUGCUGUAGUAUUUAUCCCAGAAAAGGAACCCCUGGGUGUUGAACAAGCUUCUCAGCUGAGAGCUCAACUCAAGGCGAAGGGUAUGCUCUGUGUUGAUAUCAGCACUCCGCUACCAAUGGCGUCGAAGCCAUUCAACUUGACCACAAAGCGGCUACCAGAACAUUUAGCGUAUGUUCUGUACACAAGCGGUUCCACAGGGAAACCAAAGGGAGUUGCCAUUCAAAAUCAUGCACUUCGGAAUGCUACAGUCUCGUUACGCCCAUUAUACCGUCUGGCUCCAAACAAGCGACUCUUACAGCUGGCACCUUGGACUUUUGAUGUUUCAGUCAUUGACAUUUUCGGCACUCUCAGUGUUGGAGCCACUCUUUGUAUUGGUCGCAAGUCAUGGAUGCUGGCAGACCUUCAGGACACUAUGGCUAUGCUGAGAAUCACGCACAUUGCUACUACCCCCACCAUUGCGGGUGCUCUCGAUGCAAAUGAACUUCCAGACGUUGAGUGUCUAGAUAUUGGUGGAGAGCCCAUGACGGAGCUGUGUCGAGAUGUCUGGGCUUCCAAGGCCACGCUUUUCAAUAUAUAUGGCCCUACAGAAGCCACCGUCGAUGUCCUUGGUCGACAAUGCUUCCCCGAUACAGAUAUAUCAAACAUUGGCCGGCCUUUGGAGAACGUUUUCGUCUACGUUCUCGACGACAAGCUCAAACAGGUCGGCGUAGGAGAGGUUGGCCAACUAGCCAUAGGAGGCCAUCAAUUGGCACGCGGUUAUCUCAAACCACCACCCGGUGCUGCGGCCUUUGUAGACACAAAGGAUUAUGGACGCAUUUACCUAACUGGUGACUGUGCGCGUUUCGAAUCGGACGGCAGCAUAGUUUGUCUUGGCCGCAUGGACACCAUGGUCAAUUUGCGAGGCCUGCGAGUGGAACUGGGAGCCAUAGAGAGUGCCUUGAACAAUGUGCUCGACCAGGGCAAAAGUGUUGUCAUCAUGAUCAAGCGGCCAUUAGGCGAUUGCCUUGUAGCCAUUUUUACAGAUGCAAGUCUGCAAACGAAAGGCAGCUUGAAACCACUUUCGUUGGCUGGUCUCCACUCUCUUAUUCUAAAGCUACAGGCAUCAGUCAAGGCGAAAUUGCCAGCAUAUUUCAUGCCCUCUUUAUGGGUUCCUGUGAACGACAUCCCGAUGAAUAACAAUGGCAAACUGGACAGGAAAAUGAUCAAGAGUCUGAUCGGAGAACUACCAGAAGAAGCUCUCGAUGGUUACCUUCCCCAAGCUGCAACGGAUGAGAAGCUUGAUAAAAUUGAUCACGCGGAAACGGUGGUAGACCGAAGUCCAGAAUUGCCAAACUCAUCACCUUUUCAACAAUCGCGGAUCGAUGAGGGUGAACGCCCUCGAGACAACACGGUCGGGGUUCAAAUUCAAGAAAUUAUAAUGCAAACUCCGGAGAAAAGCGAGUGUGACCAGAUCGGGAUGGCUGUCCGCGCAGCGUUUCAUACAGUUCUUGGCACCAAGUCCCUGGAAAAUAACAGCAACUUCUUUUCUACGGGCGGUGACUCGAUUUCUGUCAUCAAGCUCCGUUCAGCCUUUACAAAAGCCGGGCUCAAGUGUAAGGUGAAAGAUAUCUACCAAAAUCCAACGAUUGGCGCCCUCACUCUAUUCUUUGGCGGGACGAUAUUACAUGAAUCGCCUAAUGGGAUUGACGCUACAGCUACAGAGAGAUCCGUUUCGAGUAGCACAGUAGCACAGAUCCCUAUAGAAGGGCCGCUUAUUACAACACCAGCACCAACAGCCGGGACUCGGAUACAAAGCGCUUUCAAGGAAAUCCUCGGAGAUCGGCAGUUCCCCAGGGAUGCCAGUUUUUUCUCAAUGGGCGGUGACUCUAUAUCUGUUAUUAGGCUUCGAUCAGUCCUCACAAAGGCUGGAUUUACGCUUAAAGUAAAAGAUAUUUAUCAGAACCCUACCAUUAUGACGCUCGCAGAUUUUUUAGAUCCAACUAGGUCUAUCGGGAAGGAUGCAGACAAUGUCAAUGUGUUGCAGAGCUCUGUACAGUCAUUGCUGAAGACAGAGAGUCAGACGGUCAGCAAUCUUGUCCCUCCCACGCCAAUCAUCGAUUGGUUCUUUGCCUCCCAGAGAGCUAAUGAAGAUUGGUUUAAUCAAGGUCACAUCAUUAAGCUGAACAAAAAGCACACAUUCGAGGACUUCCAGAGGGCUUGGUCUAAUAUUGUCGAAGUCCACCCGAUGUUACGUUUAGUGGUGUUGAAAAGUGCCACCCAUGAGCAUGGAAAACUCAUCGGUAUACCGAAUGAGAACACCAAUCAUACCUACUUCUUGACAAGGCAUUUAUCGUCAGUGGAGGAGCUCCCCGAAGAGCUUUCAAAGCUACAGUCGUGCCUAAACAUCUCCAGCGGGCGGAUCUGCGCCGUUGGCGGGUUUCAUAUAGGUGACGAGCUCUACUGUGCGAUAUUUGCUCACCAUUUGGCCGUUGACGUGGUUUCUUGGCAGGUCAUCUGGAGCGAUUUGGAGGAUCUACUUCAGGGAGAUUCCAUUGAACCGGAGUUCUCAUCCUUCCCUGAGUGGGCCGAAUAUUUGUCCAACAAGCGUCAAAUCGCUGCGCAUAUUCCAGCUCGAAUUUAUGCUCGCGAAUAUAGCUCCUUUCUUACCAUGGAACAGAUGAAGCGUCUCCCAGAAAACACAGAGGAAUCAGGCAACUUUAUGAAUGUCAAAGUAGAUGUCUCUGCUCUGAACUUGAGACGUGAAGAUACGGAGCCCGUUGACAUGAUGCUUGCCGGCCUAGUUCUAGCGCUCAGCACCUGGCAGAGACCGAGACCUCCCACGAAUCAGAUUGAGCUUCACUUUGAAUCACAUGGUCGCGACUUGGAACUGGAGGAGCUCGAUCUAACCAGGACAGUUGGGUGGUUUACUCGCAUCAUUCCUAUUGCAUUCAAUGUACCGUUACAAGGAUCUGUGAACGACUUUACCACCAUGGUCCAGCAGACCCGAAAACAUGCAAUGUCCAACGUCAAUCUUGCCUCAGCAAUUGAAACAGCUCCUGUAGAUGCAAUGAUUACGUUCAAUUAUCUUGGACAGAGAGCGAGAACGUCGUCCUAUACCUCCUUUGAGAAUGUAGAGAUGGAUCUCGGCAUGUACCAAUCCCCCACAAAUCAACGUUUUUCCAUCUUGGACAUUGAAUGCAGUUUGACUCAUGAGGGUCAGCUGGACAUUGGCAUCUUUUACAGCACCGCAAUUCACACUGCCAACGAGAUACGCCAGCUGCUAGAUUCUUGGUCCUACUGCAUACGCAGCAUGGCUGCCGAGUCACAGCUUAAUAUUGCCGAUAUGAACAGAAUCGCCAUGGGCCGUGGCGCUUCCUGGUCGCCUACCGAGAGUCUUGGGACAUCUAUUGAUCAUAACUCCUACAGCAUUCCCGAGUGCAUGCAAGAUCAAAAAGACGCUAUCGAAGAAAGCAUUGUAGCAUGGAAGCUCAACAUCCAAGACAUUGAAAAAAUGGCGCCUGCCACUGAUGGACAGGCGGCGAUGCUUCUGGCCAGUCUUGGAUCUCGGUCAUACAUGCAUUCGUAUAACUACGAGGCGAGUGAUACAGAUACUAACAUUCAAUUAUUGCAACAUGCUUGGGGUGUCGUCUUGGGGCGACAUUCCAUCUUUCGUACAGUUUUUAUGCCGCUCUCCCGACAGGCAACCCCCAAUGAGAAAAGCCAUCAAAGCGACAUAGAGUUGGUGCAAGUCAUUCUGAAGGAAAGCGCGCUGCCGAAUCCUCUCGUCCAAAUGGGCAAAAAAUUGAAGUCAAUGCAACCAGGCUUCGCAAAGCAGCUAUGCAGACUUCACAUUCACAAAUCCCCAACCACACAGAAAGUUAUCUGUACCUGGACUUGCCAUCACGCUCUCAUAGAUGGCUUCUCUAUGCGUCUGGUGUUAGCUGAGGUUCGCAGUGUCUACAUUGGCCAGGCACUGGCGCCCCAGACUACUCAGUUCAGCGACAUCGUCGUAUCCAGGUAUGAGAAAGGAGGCCAGUAUACAAGGAGCAACGACUUCUGGCAAUCGCAGAUGCGUGAUAUUGAACCAAGCAUUCUGGUUAAUCCAUUGAGAGCGAAUCAGGCGCAAAUGGAGAUGCAAAAGGCGAUCCAUGAAACUCUCAUUGGCCGCCACCAGCAAUUCUGUUUCCCCGUAAGCCCCAAACACUUCAAGGAUGCUGCCCACUACAAUCAUACGACGAUUCCGAUUUUAUUUCACGCUGCCUGGGCUCUCACUCUAUCCACUUAUUUAUCCACUCGAGACGUUGUGUUUGGUAGUGUCGUCUCUGGCCGUCGUGGAGAGGACAUUGAGCGAAUACAAAACGUCGUAGGGCCAUGUCUCAACACCGUUCCGCUACGUGUUUGCGUUGACUGGGAUCAAAACAUGCGUCAAUUUAUCGAACUCGUUACGGAUGCCUUCUUGGACAUGGCCGAGCAUGAAGAUUUACUUUCGCUAAAGCAGAUUCAUGGCCUCUCUGGAAAGAAAACGCUCUUCAACUCAACAUUGAUUACUAACACCCCACUCCAGUCGGAAAACAUGGUUCAGUCUGGAUUUCAUCUCACCCUCAAAGACAUGGAUGAGGUGACUGAUGUUCCCUUGCUCCUGAAUAUGUCUUGUGAGGAGAGUACUAUAAUAGUCGAUGCGCGUAUGCACGGAGAAGACAUUGAUGAAGACCAGCUCUGUCGUAUUAUGGAAACGCUAGGCAUUGUGCUCCAGCAUGUUGCAGAUGCCAGGCACGAUACUAUCCGGCCACUUCAAGCCAUGAACCUGCUGGAAACCAAUCAUCACCGUACGAUUGAUGACCUAAUCUCUGGUCCACGCUUUCCCAUCCAAUACGACGGUCUUACAUGCUCGCAGCUACUUCAGAGCCGUGCGAGCAGAUCUCCGGAUCAAUCGGCCAUGGAGUUAUAUCGAAAGAAGGGACAGAAACCCAUCGUCAUGACUUACAAAACCUUGUCAACCAUCGUUGAGCUAGGUGCUAAGAGACUCCAAGCUAGAGUUAAUCUGGUGCCAAAGUCGCGAGUGGCAAUCUUUCUGGAUAAAUCUACUGAACUCAUUUGCGCUAUCCAUGCCAUACACCGGGCCGACUGUGCCUACGUGGCACUGGACAUAGACAACCCACCAGCUCGUACUAAACUGCUAGUUGAGCAGAUUAGUCCAUCUGCCAUUAUCUGCUCGAAGGAAACUCUAAAGUUGCUCCCCCAAAUAUUCUUGGAGAACGACAAAUGCCCCUUCAUAAUAGCCGAACAACUCUUCAACCCAACCACGCAAUCUUCAAACGACGGGUACUACUUGCCUCCAUCCACGGCCACUUCAGAUGAUGUCGCAGCCAUCCUUUUCACAAGUGGAACUACCGGGACCCCCAAGGCUGUGAUAAUGCCACACCGUCAAGUUGUUGGUUAUGGUAUAAUGAUGGCAGAAGCCAUUGGAUAUGGCAGGGACGAUCGAGUGUUCAAUUUUGCGCGUCUCGUCUUUGAUGUCUCGCAAAGUGACAUAUUCGGAGCCAUCUAUUCUGGUGCCACGCUGGUUCUCGCUCCCCAAGCAGAGACAGUAUCUAGGCUUCCAGCGCUGCUACGAGAAUCGGGUACCACAAGCCUAAACACAACACCUUCUAUUGCUUCUCUCUUAUACCCAGAUAGCCUUCCUCACAUUCGAUCUCUCUGCCUAGCGGGCGAGAUGGCUACAAAGGCUGUGUAUGAGAGAUGGACACCAUUUGUCCGAGUUAUCAACGCGUACGGUCCUACUGAGGCCGUUGUAAUCUCGUGGAAACACGCCACCGCUUCGAGUGACCCACGAUGCAUAGGGCGCCCGAGUAUUGGAACACAAAUACACAUCUUAGAUGACCACAUGCGCCGUGUUCCCAUGGGCAGUAUUGGGACAAUUUGGUGCUCUGGACGACAACUAUCAGAUGGGUACUACGGUCGACCGGAAGAAACAACAAAGGCCUUCCAAGAGAACCCAUAUGGGUCUGGUCUCAUAUAUAACACAGGAGAUUUAGGAGCAUACGACUCUAAUGGGGAGAUAGUGUACCAUGCGCGAAAAGAUCGCCAGAUUAAGGUUAAUGGUCGUCGUCUGGAGCUUUCAGAGAUUGAGAAAACUCUUACAACUCGGAACCAAAGCGUGGUGGUGCUUCUACUUGAUUCAAAACUUGUUGCUUUCUGCUGUAAACUGGAAUCAUCAAAUAAUGGGCUCACAGUCUCAGAUGGUACAGCUGGACGCGGGCUCAAUGACAACAUGGCUCAGACACUCGCAAACCUGGAAGCCCAAGCCCACCAGAUGCUACCAAAUUUCAUGAUUCCAAAGUGUUUCAUCCCUGUUUCGGCAAUCCCAUUGACGGGGAACAGCAAGGUAGAUCAGCUCAAGCUGCAUGAAAUCUACACACAAUGGAAAACACAACGCAACAUUCUGUCUCAUGAUCCAACAGCUACGACAUUACUACCCGCCGCCCAAGCACCAAAAAAAUCAACAUAUGACCAACAGGUGCCGCCUCAACAACAGCGGUCACUAGAUAUUGAUUGGUCACUGCGUGAGGAUGAUUGGAGCGACUACUUGCUUCCGUACUUCAACCCGAAGGCACCGGUAGGCACGAAGCCGCGGCGUCAACUCUUUGUGUUCUUCGCUAUUACUGGCACGUCCAAGCAGCACAGCAUCCUGGCGCCCUAUUUGCCUGCAUUCGACCUCAUUGGAGUUGAGAACAUCUUCUUUCACCAACCCGAUCAUUACAAUUCAUUGCAGGCCAUGGCAGCGGAGCACUCUGCGCUCAUACGGCGGCAACAGCCCACCGGGCCGUAUUUGCUGGCCGGCUUCUCAUUUGCAGGCCAGUUAGCGUAUGAAGUGGCCAAUGAGCUGCGCCAGUUAGGGGAGGACGAUGUUCGCGUGGUCUUGAUCGACUCGGCCGCAAGAGAGCGUGCCCCAACGAGGCCUGGUGGUGUGACCGAUGCCGAAUGCGAACAAUUUUUCAAGGUUCCCACCACUCUCGAAGCGACAACGGCUGGGCCUGAAGUCAUCGAGUAUCGUAGUUGUCUCCUUAACCAAAUCCGCCACAACAUAUCUCUGCACAACGAAUAUGUGCCACGCCCGUUCGACGGCGACGCACUCAUUAUUUCGCGCUUACCAAACCAUGGCGAGGUCUGGGAUGGUGACGAAACCAAUGGUUACGGAGAAUUCGUACCGCGGGCGCGUUUACAGGUACGGACCGUAUCAGCAGCUGACCAUUUCGCCGUCAUGGAAGAAGAGCAGGCUUUGCGCAAGGUUGGACAAUUUAUUGAGGAGUUUAUGACUGCUGUUUGA